Lates calcarifer (barramundi perch) is the source of this 7643-nucleotide messenger RNA. RefSeq names its product transducin-like enhancer protein 4. Gene Ontology annotation, molecular function: transcription corepressor activity; protein binding. Lineage: Eukaryota; Metazoa; Chordata; Actinopteri; Centropomidae. Gene Ontology annotation, cellular component: transcription regulator complex; nucleus. The record is from RefSeq and is a predicted model, not a curated record. Gene Ontology annotation, biological process: negative regulation of canonical Wnt signaling pathway; regulation of DNA-templated transcription.
AGUGCUUAUUAUCGACUAAUAUGAAUUAAACUACACGUCCCGACGUCAUGGUACGGGCUCUUAUAAUUGUUGUGAAUAUGUAAUUGCGCUCGUACGGUUGGUUGCUUCUAAAUUUGGCUUCGCAGGGGCAGGCUGCUACAGUCGGUGAGGUGGUCGCUCCUCCGGUGCUGUGAGAGGAUGUCAGCAUUAACGGCGGCUGUAGGAAAUUAACCGACAAAUGCGUGACGACGAGACGCCGUGGAGAAGCUCAGGCGCGGACAAGCGGGGUCAUGAUGUACCAGAAGUCGAUGUUUUGUAGGGAAAAUUAGAGAAAAUAGAAGAUUCGCUGUUAGUUGAGAAGGAGAAUUUAAAGCUUUGUGUGCAUAGAAUAACGCGCUGGAGAUUUUGGAGAAGACUGAGGCAACUCCUGCUUUGAUUAUCACGCUGAAUGGACUUUAAAACACUGUCUUACUGUUUUUGACCGACCAAAGGUCCGAGGAUGUUUUCGCUCUUCACGGAACCUGCACACAGCCCGCAAACCGGCCACUAACCGACCUUUUACGCACGGGGAAAGAGCCGUGCUCACACAUUUUGUUUUCGUGCUUAUGUGGAUGAACUUUGCAAUACAUUUUUAAUGAUUCGAGAUCUGAGCAAGAUGUACCCCCCGGCACGGCAUCCGGUCCCUCACCAGCCGGGACAGCCGUUCAAGUUCACUGUCACCGAGUCCUGCGACCGGAUCAAGGAGGAGUUCCAGUUCCUGCAAGCCCAGUAUCACAGUCUGAAAUUGGAGUGUGAGAAACUGGCCAGUGAGAAAACUGAGAUGCAGAGACACUAUGUCAUGUACUAUGAAAUGUCAUACGGACUCAACAUCGAGAUGCACAAACAGGCGGAGAUCGUCAAACGGCUGAACGCAAUCUGCGCCCAAGUCAUCCCCUUCCUCUCUCAAGAGCACCAGCAGCAGGUGGUGCAGGCAGUGGAGAGGGCCAAGCAGGUCACCAUGGCUGAACUCAACGCCAUCAUAGGACAGCAGCAGCUCCAGGCUCAGCACCUCUCCCAUGGCCACGCCAUCCCUGUCCCACUCACACCGCACCCCGCUGGCCUCCAGCCCCCCCUACCCCCCGGGGCCAGUACUGCAAGCCUGCUGGCGCUCUCCUCUGCCCUGAGUCACCAGCUGCCACUCAAAGACGAGAGGAAACACCACGAUAACAACAAUGAACACCCGAGAGACAGAGACUCAGUCAAGAGUUCAUCUGUGUCUCCCUCGGCCAGUUUCCGGACUGUAGAGAAACACCGGAGUUCAAGCGAUUACUCCUCCGACAGCAAGAAACAGAAGACAGAUGAUAAGGAGUUGGCCUCCACACGCUACGAAAGUGAUGGAGAGAAGAGCGAUGACAACUUGGUAGUAGAUGUCUCCAAUGAGGAUCCAGUGUCUCCUCGAGGAAGUCCUGCCCACUCUCCUCGGGAGAACGGAUUGGACAAAAGUCGCCUGCUGAAGAAGGAUGCUCCCCUGAGUCCUUCCUCCAUUGCCUCCUCCAGCAGCACACCUUCAUCAAAGUCCAAAGAGAUUAAUUUGAAUGAGAAGUCCACAACACCUGUGUCCAAGUCCAGCACCCCCACAUCCCGCUCUGAUGCCCCAACACCCAGCAGCACCUCCACCCCGGGCCUGAGAACUGCACCUGGUAAACCGACAGGUGUUGAGACGCUGGCUCCUGGUCUUCGUACGCCACUGGCAGUGCCCUGCUCGUACCCCGGGCCGUUUGGUAUGGUUCCUCACCCGGGUAUGAACGGAGAGCUGAGUGGAGCAGGGGCAGCCUACACCGGCCUGCAUAACAUCUCCCCCCAGAUGAGCGCAGUGGCUGCUGCUGCAGUGGCAGCUUAUGGACGCACACAAGUGGUGGGAUUUGAUCCUCACCACCACAUACGCGUCCCUGGCCUUCCUCCCAACCUGUCAGGCAUUCCUGGCGGAAAGCCAGCCUACUCCUUUCAUGUGAGCGCUGACGGACAGAUGCAGCCUGUGCCUUUUCCUCCAGAUGCACUGAUCGGCCCUGGCAUCCCGCGCCACGCACGACAGAUCAAUACUCUCAGCCACGGGGAGGUGGUGUGUGCUGUCACCAUCAGUAACCCGACGCGUCAUGUCUACACCGGCGGCAAGGGCUGCGUCAAGGUGUGGGACAUCAGUCACCCGGGUAACAAGACCCCUGUAUCCCAGCUGGACUGCCUCAACAGAGAUAACUACAUCCGUUCCUGUCGACUCCUUCCCGACGGGCGGACUCUCAUUGUCGGGGGUGAGGCGAGUACUUUGUCAAUCUGGGAUUUGGCCACACCAACUCCGCGGAUAAAAGCAGAACUAACUUCGUCAGCACCCGCGUGUUAUGCUCUGGCCAUCAGCCCUGACUCAAAGGUCUGCUUCUCCUGCUGCUCCGACGGAAACAUAGCUGUCUGGGAUCUUCACAACCAAACUCUGGUUAGGCAGUUCCAGGGCCACACUGAUGGUGCCAGUUGUAUUGACAUCUCUAAUGAUGGGACCAAGCUGUGGACCGGAGGCCUGGAUAACACUGUCCGGUCCUGGGACCUGAGAGAGGGACGGCAGCUGCAGCAGCACGACUUCACCUCCCAGAUCUUCUCACUAGGAUACUGUCCAACGGGCGAGUGGCUGGCAGUGGGGAUGGAGAACAGUAAUGUGGAGGUCUUACAUGUCACCAAACCUGACAAGUACCAGCUCCACCUUCAUGAGAGCUGUGUGCUCUCACUCAGAUUCGCUCACUGUGGGAAGUGGUUUGUGAGCACAGGAAAAGACAAUCUGCUCAAUGCAUGGAGAACCCCAUAUGGAGCCAGCAUAUUCCAGUCAAAGGAGUCGUCCUCAGUGCUGAGCUGCGACAUCUCGAUAGAUGAUAAGUACAUUGUGACAGGCUCAGGAGAUAAAAAAGCAACAGUCUACGAGGUCAUCUACUAGGAGGCCCUUGUCAUUAAAAGACAAGGCCACCCUUACAUCCAGACACUCUGCGAUAUCCCCAUCACCUAUGUACAAUUAUUGAUUUGUAUAAAAUGGAUUUUGAUGACUGAACACUUUAAGUCUUUCUUGGACCAUGAUCUUUUGACUUCCUGGCUGAUUAUGGAUGAAAAUGAACAAGCAGAACCAAGCACAGAGAUGUUGUUUUGAGUGGCUUUUUGUUGUGAGGAUGAGUGAAUGUCUGUGUGCACUACAUCUGGAGUGGAUGCUGUUGUUACAGAGUUGGCCAGAUGACAUUCCUUUAUGUAACCCUUUUAUGUGAGUGUCUGACAUAUUUGCUUCAUUGUUCACAUGCCGCACUUUGCCUAUGUGCUUUGUGUCUAAACUAGGUGGCAGUUUAGGGCCAAACCAUUCCUGGCAGACUGCAGAAUACCUUUCUAGAGAACUUUUGAUUUUUGCAUAGCACAUUCAUGUCUAAAAACAAGGGAAUCACUAUAGUUAAGAUCAUGGCACAAGUGUCUUCUCAAAAUUUUAUGGCAUCGUUGUCGUCUGUUCAGAGUCUGCUGUUGACCGUAAUUGACAUCCUGAGUGCCCCAUUCUUGUUUUGGAGUUUAAUCACAUCUUGCAUCUAUUUUUUCUUUGCCAUAAAACAUGGUAAGUGAAAAUUGUAGACAUGAAAUCCAACAUAUUACUCUUAACUACAGUACUAGCAGUGUAGUUAGGUACCAACCUAUCUAGAAAAGGUUGCUUAAUAGCUCAUGUCACCUUGACAAGACCUAGCUCCCACAAGGACUGACAAACAGCACCUACAUGAAUAGUUACAGGAAUAGUUUGGUAUAAUUAAUAAUAAAAUAUGUUUGGGAAAACUGAUGAUUAGUUUUCAUGCAGAAAUUUAGUUUAGACUCCUACCACUCAUCUUUGUACUUUAAAUACAAAGUUAUAGCUAGCUUUGCUUUUUUCAAAUCUGCCUAUUAGCAGCUUGUCGUCCUGUCAUCCCUGUGACGUUGCAGGGCCACCACUAGUAACUCUAGUAGUUAUUGCCCCUGGCCAAGAAAUAGUCUGGCACAUAAUAUAUCUCUCUGUAAAACCAUAACUUGUCAUUUUUAGUCUGGUUUCUUUUUUGAUUAAACAAGCAAGAUAUACCGUGUUAAUUAGUGAGCUUCAGAGAUGCUGAUGGGUAGACAUGUUUUUACCUUUAGACAGAGUCAGGCUAACUGUUUCCCUUUGAAUCCAGUCUUUAUGUUAAACUAAGAUAACCGAUAAACACAAGAGUGGUAUUGAGCCUGUCAUCUAAAUCUAGAUGAGAAAGCUAAAAGGUGUACCUCCAAAAAUUUUGAACUAUUCUUUUGGAUGAAGUUUAUGUCUCUUUAGAUUAUGCCUCUGACAUUUAUUUUCUGCCCGUAUUCCUUUCAGUGUUUUUAUUUAUUUUUUACAUAUUCUCAUAAUUAAGCCUCUGAGUGAGUGUGUGAGCACAGCCUAUCUUUGUGUACUGUAUAUAUGUGUGUGUGUGCGCGUGUUUUGACCCUGUGGGCAUUGAACAAGCAAACUAACAAGAUUGCCCUCAGUAGCCUCACUACAGACUGACCUUUGUCCUUGGUUCUGCCCGUUAAGUUCAGACUGCUGUGGAUGUCCACUCGAUUCUGUCUGACGGAUUUCAGUAAAACUGUUCGGUGUUGGGAGGUCAACCGGCCCUACAUCCCCUGCCCGGAUUUUCUGCUAAGACUCAUUUUAUUUGAAAAACAAGUGGUCAGCGAUAUGGUCGUGGUUCCUCUUGGAUUUACUUCUGUUGGCUUGUAGAAAUAACACAGUGCCUUUAUACUGCUACGCUUCUGACUCCAUUUCAUCCUGCUGAGUGUUCAACUACAUGAAGAGCUGAAAAGUUAUGGACUCUGUCGGAGUGGUUUUUAACAAUUGCUGUUUUUGAGUGUACAUCUUGCAACAUUUAAGAAUCAGUUAUCAGCAAAGUAACAUAAAUGGUACCCCAGAUUAUCCAGACCAGUUUUUAUUAGUUGUCCUCUCUGAAAUAAUUAGGACCAAACUUCUCUUUGUUUCGCCUGCUUUGCUUAACACAUGCACGUGAAAUACACUAUUCAUGACUACUGCUGUUUCAGUCUUAUUGUUUGAAGCAUGGUUGUUCUGUUUAACCAGAAUUAUUUAGAGCUAUGUUGUUGUUUGCUCUACUUUUCUUUUCUGCUUUCAGAUACUGUUCUUGUCGCUGCUGCAGUUCUCUUGCACAGCUACAAUGCUACACCCAUUUGACUCUCAUCUGCAGGUAGAGAAAUACAUCCAGAAACAGUAGCUAUUUGCAGAGAUUUAUGUCUCUUCUAGAUUCUAAUCCUAUCCAUAACCUCCCAAGCCUUAAUGUCAACUUUCCUUGAUCUUAACUUAAAGGACCAGUGUAUAGGACAUAGCAGCAUCUAGUGGUGAGGUUGCAGAUUGCAUCCAAUGGACAUGAAUGGCCCUCUCUAGAGCCAGUGUUUGGUUUGUCCAUUCUGGGCUACUGUAGAAACAUGGCAGCAUUGUAUGGCUGCGGAAGAGGACCUGCUCCCCAAACAAACAAAAACACGAUUAAUUGUUGUUACAGGUGAUUGUACACUAAUGUAAACAUAAUUAUGAAUACUAUAUUCCGCUUUUGCCAGUGAAUUUUUCUAUAUUCUACACACUGGUCCUUUAAACAGCUAUUUUAAACUAUCUAACUAAACAUAACUAUCUGGAGGCUCAAUUUUAAACAUUACACACAUAAAACACAUUUAAAAAUAUUAGUGUAAACCUAACCUUGUGGUUUAGCCCAUAACCCUUUUGUGAGUUUUGUGUGUGUGUGUGUGUGUGUGUGUGUGUGUGUGCGUGCGUGCGUGCGUGUGUGUGUGUGUGUGUGUGUGUGUGUGUGUGUGUUUGAGACUAGCUGAGUGAUAUAGAAUAUUCAAGCAGACCAAGACUGAUAUCACAUAUCGUGUGUAUUACCAUUUUAAUUCCGCAACUUUCAAUUCCGGGCUCAUUGGGUACAAAAAGUGGACCCAGUGUCUAUAGGAAUAAAAUUGGAAACAUUACAGCUCAUCUCAUAUGUAUUAGAACAUGUUAUUGUCAUGUUACUCAGAGCUGUCCUGUAACAUUGAUAUUGACAUUUGAAGCAGAUGUGGUAUAGCCUAUAACUUAUUCAAUUGACUCUGAUAUUUCAUUUCUGCCUUAGAAAAGAUAGAAGUAAUGACAACCAUGACCAGGAAAUGUUUAAUGGUGCAUCUCUCUGGUUUUCUUUCCAAACUGAUGGAAAGAGUAGGCUUCAUGCUCAGUACUAAUCAGCAUGAAACCUAUCUAUCUGGCUUAUUUUACUGGAAUAUACAUAUUAAGACCUGAAAAAUAUCAGUUUGUGUUAACCUUGGACACUGUCAUGCAAGUAUGAAAUCACUGUCAUGCAAGUAUGAAAUCACUGUCAUGCAAGUAUGAAUUCCUCUCUACAAGGCUCUAAGUGUGUCUUAAAGCUCCUCACAGAAAAUCAGUGUACAUCAGAUAAGUGAGCGUUCGAGAGGAUGGUCGGCUCUUUGUUAAAAAUUCUUUACAAUAUUGUUUACUACAGCUGCGACACAUAUCUGUACUGAAAUUUCAUAUUGUAAGUUGGAGAUGUCUUUGUACAUUUACUCAGUUUUAUGGUACAUGAUACACACAUACAAACAUGUACAGUGUCUGACACAGUUGAAGAAACUGCUAAUAAUAACUGUGCAGGUGUGAAUACAAAGGGACAUUUUGUAGUGUCACCACUUACAAGAAAAAGUCUUAUGGAUUCGAUACAGGAGGGACCAUGACAUUAUAGUGAUUUUUCUGACAGCCACACACAGAGACACUGUACAUUCAAAAGACUGGUCAUGAUAGUUUGCUUUUCAGUGUUUGCCUUAUGUUGUGCUUUUUUCCUAAAUCUGAAACAUUUCUGCAGUCAGCUACGCUUUCAAAUUACAAUGACAAUACAUUCACUUUGCUGUCAUCCACUGCUCUGCUGUGCUUUCUGCUUUUGAAUGAAUCAUAAAAUCUGGUGGCACCUUCUUGUACUGUAUCUAAUACUCUGAAACUUCUGUCCCCAUUAAUAGUGGAAAAAAAAUAUAAAACGCAUUUUGGUUGUAUACACGCUCAUGUCAAGAGUCAAACCUGAAUGUUACUUGUGUCGUCAUCUGAUUGCAACAAGUUAGCCGGCUAACACGACCUGUUUCAGAAAUAAUGUUAUGUACAAUAAUGAUGUGUUGAGCAUUUAGCUUGACUGGACUCAUGAAGGUAUUACAAAUUUACUGUAAACAUGUAAUAAUUCAAGCUUACAGUGAAACUUCCUGUUGCUAGUUGAGCUUUUUUUUUCUUCAAUACAAAAUGCCUUUGCUCUCUUUUUUCUAGUCUGUGGUUGAUUUUAUUAAAUUAUUGUGUGGAGUAUUUUGUCUGAGCCUUAUUCACUGUUCAAACUAACAAUAUAUAAUCCUUUGCUGGAUUUUCCUCAUUUAGUAUUUAUCUUAUUGACAAAUAAUCUGAUGUCAUUAAAAUUCUCACAUAAAUCAAACUGUACUUGCAUUACCACGCCAUCAGAGAAAGUGACAGAAGAGAGAGGAGACAGGAAACUUGAAAAACUGAAAAACAUUUUUUUGAAAGUAUCUGUGACUGUUCUCUACUUGCACAGCUGAGUAACAAAGACAUAUUUUCUAUAUCUUUGAGGAGUAUUCAUGACAUAUGAUCUUAUGUAGCA